This is a messenger RNA of Eremomyces bilateralis CBS 781.70, 3816 nucleotides long. RefSeq lists its product as uncharacterized. NCBI's taxonomy places the organism in Eukaryota, Fungi, Ascomycota, Dothideomycetes, Eremomycetales, Eremomycetaceae. The record is from RefSeq and is a predicted model, not a curated record. The transcript has a single exon. The coding region runs from base 1 to 3816 and encodes 1271 amino acids. Gene Ontology annotation, molecular function: protein binding.
AUGGUUCUGAAGGCUCUCAACCUUGCACGCCUUAGCUUAUCGAAAGCCUUCACCCACGGAUCCGCGCAAUCCCUCGUCGCCGGAUACCAAUCCUCCUACGCCUCCCAGAACAACAACCCCUUCAGCUCCUUCACCAACGGCUUCGCCAACCGUUACAACAAGGGCUCCUCCCUCCAACACCACGCCGCGUUCGCCUCCCAGACACAGGGUGCUUCUGGGAAAUCCGCGCAAAAUGACCAGCUCGACUCGUUAGCGGCGUACCUCGUCGCCUGGCAUAAACAACGACUCAGCGAUCGUGAGUGGCGACAGUACCAGUUUGCUAAACGAAUCGAAUGGAAGGCUCCUGAGGAGUCCGCGGAGGAGGCGGCGGUUGCGGAAGCGGAGGCCGAUCAGGCUUUCGAAGCGUCACAAGAUGGUUCCGAAGAUGCUGCGACUCGAGGUCUCACUCGGUCAUACUCCUCGGGGGACCUCGAGAGUUGGAAGAAGGUUGGCGAUGUCAUGGAUAGCGAUGUCGCCGCCAUCGCCAAGGAGCAUGAAGAGCUCUCACAGGCGCGGAAACAACAUGCUCAGACAACCCUGCUCGACACCGAGCAGACCAGCAAGUCCGGUGUCGAGCGUCACUCAUCCAGCGAGACGUCGCUCUCCGAUGCCGUCUUCACUGUGGGCUCGGAAGAGGCUCCAUUGACGCCGACCACGCCUGUCAGCCAUUCGGAGCAAUUCGAACAUCAUCUCAUGAGGCUCGCCUCCUCGGGGAAAUGGAUGGACAUCGCCGCCGUCUUCGAGAGCAUGUUGCGGACCGGCGUGAAGCCAACCGCAACCGCUUAUAAUGCCCUGCUGCAGGCUGCCAUAAACAUCCCGGUUGGCAAACAUCAGCGCGUGCCCAAGGCGCUGGCUGUUUACUCGGACAUGCUCAAGCGUGGCGUUGCACCGACCCUGCCGAUCUACACACAGCUGAUCAACCUUCUGUCUUCCCGGACGCUCGACGUGCAGGCCAUGCGGAAAUUGUUGUUGACGAAGCAGACGCGAUACGGAGGCGAGGGAUGGUCCAUGUUCCGCUCCGACGAGACGGAGCUGGAGAUCUUGAACGAGGAUGACUCGUUGCCGUUAGCCGUGCGGAUCUUCCAGUCGGCUGUCAAGUCGUACGCCGGGCCGCUGGACGGCGAGUCAUAUCGCCUCCUCAUCUCCGCUUGCGCGAACGAGGGCAAGGUGGAUGACAUGGUUCGCGUCUACGAGCACAUGGAAAAGUUCCAAGUGACCCCCCUCGCGGACACCCACGUCAAGAUGAUCCUCGCGUUCGGCCGCUCCGGUGACCUCAAGAGCGCCGUCGAGACCUAUAACGAGUACCGCGCCCUGGCCAUCGAAAACAACAACGGCACUUUAGAUAUGUCCCGAAAGGACAGCGAUAUCUACGCCGCCGUCGUCCAGAGCUACCUCGCCUGCGGACGCAUCCCUGGCGCCGACCGAUUCAUUGACCGGAUCCAGGAGUCGCUUCCGGCGGAGCAAGUCGCCGGUCUGCGUGACGCUGUCAGCCUCCAGGCGAAAAUCCCCCAAUUACUGCAAGCGAACCGCUCAACAGACGCGUUGGAACUCGCAGAGCAAUUGAGCCCGACCGCCCGCGAUUUGGCCAUGGCGCUCGUUGCAGAGCAUGCGGCGGAUCGCGACGACCUCGACAUCGCAGUUAAGGCGUUCAAGUCGAUCGUGGAACCCGGACAAGUGCCCAAGUCGGCGAUCAUGGCGCUUGCGGCCAUGCAUGCGCGCGAGGGCAGCUUGGACGCGCACCAGUACAUGUGGGACGUCAUCAACUUCGAGCAGAUGCAGCCGUCCGUCGAGGCAGUGACGCUGCACGCGCUGUUCCUCAUGCAGCAUGGAAACAUGCAGGGCGCGUUGUCGGCCACGAGGGAGAUGUUCAAGCUCAUUCGAAACGACGCGCACGGUUCGAGCGAGGUGACGGAGCGGAUGGAUGAGUCGAUCCAUGUGCUACAUGACCUCACUAUGAAGGCGAGCGUCCUUCCGGCCGAAGCGAAGAUGGAUUUCCUGUGGCUGAUGGUUGAGAAUGGGGGAUUGAUUCGCAGUGUUGCGGAGCAUACGCUGGCAAGAAUGGGUCCGGAAGAUGUGGCGACGUUGAGCCCGAAGGAUCUUUUGUUGCUCGUUCAGAUCCAGAGCAGCAUCGUGGCAAGUAACCCUCAGGCUGCGGAUCUCGCCAGCUCGUCGCGAUUAGCCCACGCCAUCGAUCAAGCUGCCGUUCGAGGUGUCGUCUUUGAUGAACGCACCCUCAAGCUGAUCGAGGAGGCCCUGACGAAGACCAAGAGCGUGGAAAUCUCUCAGGCACUACAGAGUUUCCGCUUCCCCGUGGCUCCCGUGGUCGCCCCCACGCCGCAACACGCGUUUGCCCAGGCCUACCAAGCGCCGUUCGAAGACAGCUUCGACCCCUACGGCAAGACGACCGACAACAAAGGCUCCGUGGCCAUCACCGAACUUCUCGAGAAGACGUACGGCAAAUCGUCCAGCCACUUCAACGAGGCGCUCCAGAAGUUCCGCAAUAUGCGCCGCGCCGGUCGCCAUCCGCGCUACUUCACUUACGCCAAGCUGAUCGCCGCCGCAGCGAAGGAACAUCGGUUCACGGACGCGCAGGAGAUCCUGGCGACCGCGUAUCAGGACCUCCCGCCGAUGCCGCAGUAUCGCAUCGUGAAGCAUGGAUGGGCUACGAUUCUGGAUUCUAUGGUCGCGGCGUGUCUGACUACUGGAAGACGCCACCUUGCGGGCGACUAUCACCGUCAAUUGUUGGAGAUGGGCGCCACGCCCUCAGCCAACACCUUCGGACUGUACAUCACGACGCUCAAGGAAGGCGCUAAAACGUUCGACGAAGCAUCGGAGGCCGUUCGCAUCUUCUUGCAAUCCAAGACUGAAGGUGUUGAGCCUAGCUCAUUCCUGUACAACGCGCUCAUCGGUAAGCUCGGAAAAGCGCGCCGCAUCGACGACUGUCUGUUCUACUUCACGGAGAUGCGCAGCCUUGGGAUCCGCCCCACCAGCGUCACCUACGGCACCAUCGUCAACGCCCUCUGCCGCGUGUCCGACGAGAAGUUCGCCGAGGAACUCUUCGAAGAGAUGGAAUCCAUGCCGAACUACAAACCGCGCCCCGCGCCCUACCACUCCCUCAUGCAAUUCUUCCUCACCACCAAGCGCGACCGCUCCAAAGUCCUCGCCUACUACGAGCGCAUGCGCGCCCACCGCAUUGAACCCACUUCCCACACCUUCAAACUCCUCAUCGACACCCACGCCACCCUCGACCCCGUAGACCUCCCCGCCGCCGAGCGCGUCCUCGACGAACUCCACGCCUCCCCUCUCGCCGCGGAACCCGUCCACUACGCCUCCCUCAUCCACGCCAACGGCUGCGUCCUGCACGACCUACCUGCCGCCCGUGCCCUCUUUGACCGCGUCCUCGCCGACCGCCUGGCCGCCCCGUCCCCGUGCCUCUACCAGGCGCUCUUCGAAUCCAUGGUCGCCAACCACGCCAUCGCGCCGGAAACCGUCGACGCGCUGCUGGACGACAUGGCGCUACGUCGCGUCGAGUUGACGCCGUAUAUCGCCAACAGCUUGAUCCAUGGCUGGGCGGUGGCGGGCGAGGUGGACCGCGCGAAGAAGGUGUAUGAGAACGUGCCGCGGGGCCGGAGGGAGCCGAGUACGUAUGAGGCCAUGACGAGAGCGUUUAUGGCGGCGGAGCGGAGGGAGGAGGCUAGGGGAGUGGUGGAGGAAGCGGUUGGGAGGGGUUAUCCUGCGGCGGUGGCCGGGAAGAUUGCGGAUUUGGUGGGUGCGUAA